UUUGUUCACUAUCAAAAAGCACAGCACAAACACAGAGGAUUAAAUGGUUAAAUAACCAAUCUACUGGGAGUAAAGUGUAGUAUCAUUAUUCGAUUUUAAAUCAAUUUUUUAUACUAAUACAAUUUAAAUUAUAAACUUAGAGGCAAAGCAAGGUUCAUUGCCAACAGAAAUAAAUAUCCAAUGAAAAAUCGCAAAAAUGGAUGUAAAAGUUAAAAUAGAACACGAAGAAGUUGAUCUUCCUGAUCUGAUAGAUCCUGAACUCUUAUCUGAAGAAUAUGGUGACAUAAAACACGAAAUAUUCACCUGUUCUGAAUGUCUAGAAAAUUUCAAUUGCGAACUCCUUCUGAACCGCCAUCAAAUGAUUCAUGACAAAACUGAAUACUAUGAAGAAGGAAUUAAACCAUAUCCAUGCAGCAAGAGAAUCGCUCGAACAGAGAAGAAUAAAAGGGAUAACGACAAGGGAAACUCAAAUAGUAAGGCUGAAUUUGUUAAUAAAAGAAUAAAAAUAGAUUUUAUUGAAGAAGAAAAACAAGAUAGAAAAAAAGAAUUAAGCAGAUUGCGUAAUAUAAAAUAUCGACAACGAUUGAAAAAGGCAAAACAAGAUGCAUUAAACCAGUCAGGUAUAGAUCAUGCUCAGUCAUCUAUAGAGCGAAAAAAAGAAUUAUCAAAAAAAAGUUCGCAAAGAUAUAGGGAUAGAAAAAGACUAGCACUCCUCAUUACUAGCAGAGACACUGUAAUUCCAGAACAAGCAACGGUGAAGCAACAGUUACAUGUUCAAAAUCAGUCUGAGAUAUACGAUUCUCAAAUAGCAGGACCAUCCUGGAUAGACGUUCCGUUGGCCAGCAAAAAAACUACUGAAUCUAGUAAUAUUAAAUUAAAUGAUGAUUCGAGACAUUCCAAUGACUCAACUUCAGAUCCUGAUUCAAGGUCUAUAAAUUUUGAUAGUUUACAAAAACAUCAACAACUAGAAAACAUUAAUUCUGAUAAUUCAGAUAAUAACAUUGGUCAAGUGGAUCCACCAAACAUUAUUUUACAUGUUCCUGAAGAAACUAGAACUCAACAAUCACAACAUCCUUGUCCGCGGUAUUCCUUGUAUACUACACAUUCCAGUGCUCAUCUAGAGAUGAAAAAGCACUUCUUUGACAAUAAUUUUGGUCAUGCUUGUGAUAUUUGUGAUAGAUUGUGCUUCAAAAAUGACCUAAACGUAUUAAAAAACGACGAAACAACCAAUAAUGUUCACUACUUCAGAACACUUCUUACAAAUAGUGAUAUACCUGCAAUUAGUGUAUGUAAAUCUUGUCUUCAAUCAGUUAACAGAAAAAGAGUUCCUAUUUGCUCAGUGUAUAAUGGAUUUAAAUAUCCAGAUUUUCCAGAAAACUUGAUAAAUGUGCCAUUAGAUUUCGUUUCAGAAAGACUCAUUUCGCCGAGAACACCUUUCAUGCAGAUUAGGAGACUCAGACGCAUUAAUGGACAAAAUGAAAUAUACGGACAAGUUAUCAAUAUACCUACAGAAUUUAAUACAAUGCUUAAUCAGUUACCAAGAAAGGUGAAUGAUUAUCACAGUAUUACCGUUCACAUUGAAAGGAAAGAAAUUUAUAAAUUAAACUAUCUUGGUAGAAUAGUUAAUAAAAGGGCAUUGAAAAAUUGGUUAUCGUAUUUGGUAAAAACACCUCUUUAUGAAGCUAACAAGAUAACUAUUGAUGAGACAUUUUUUGAAGGUAUGGAUUCUAUAAAUGAAGAAGACAAUGAAGUUUUUGAAAAUAUUUCUGUUGAAGAAAGUUUACUAGCGCAACAGCAAACAUUAAUGUGGAAUGACAGAGAUUAUAAUGUUCCGGUCAAUCUUUUACUUGAUGAACAUGCAGAAGAAUUGUGUUUUCCUGCAAUUUACUUAGGACAAUCUCGUAAAUUUCGAGACGGUGUUGUAGCCACACCAUUCAUGAUGGCAACUAGCGAAAUUAGACGAUCUGAUAGACGCGGAGUUACUCCCCAGCACUUAUUUUAUAUGACGUUGAAAAUAAUGAGAUUAAGAAUACUUGAUGCACUCAAAGAUGCUGGUAUUACAAAAAAGCAAAUGAAGGACCCGAAUUAUCUACAAACUUGCGAUGAAAGUAAGUUAGCUUUCUUACGUUCAAUUCCAAAUUCAUCGUGGUAUUGGCUAGAAAGAAAGAAAGACCUGUUCGCAAUGAUUAGACAACUAGGUAAGCCAACAGUAUUUUUUACUAUAAGCGCCAACGAAACAGGAUGGCCUGAUUUAUUACAAAUUUUAUACAAAUUGAAAAAUAAGGAAGAUAUUACUCUUGAAAAUGCAGAAAAAUUACAUUAUAUGACUAAAAGCACUCUAAUCAACCAGGAUUCAGUUACGUGUGUAAUUUACUUUAGUAAAUUGGUGAACGUAGUAUUGAAUGUCUUGCAGUCGAAAAAAUAUAGUCCCUUUAAAAAGUUCAGAGUGUUACAUUACUUCAAAAGGAUUGAAUUUCAGGAUGGAAGUCCGCAAGCGCAUGUUUUAGCUUGGCUUGACAAUGCUCCUCAAAAUGCACUCGAAGAAAACUACAGAGCAAUAAAAGUUAUAGAUUCUCUAAUAUCAGUAAAACGUUCGGAAGCUUCAGGGAACAUAAAAUUGCAAACUCACAAACAUACUUCCAAGUGCCAUGAACAAAAUUCUUCAAACAAAGCUCAAAGAUGUAAAUCUGAUGCUCCUUUCAUGCCUUCUAAAGACACCAUGAUUUUAACACCGAUGGAUGAUAGUGAAAAUGGAUUUGCAAAUUAUAAAAAAAAGUAUGCUGAAAUAAGAAAAAACAUAGAGAGUGCAGAUUAUAAUGAUGGAAUGAAUGAUUUUUACCAAAAGAAUGGUAUCUUGACAGAUAAAGAAUAUAUAAAAGUUAUCCGAGCAGGUAUCAAUCGACCAAAAGUUUUUUUGAAACGCGAACCAAGUGAAAAAUGGCAUAAUCCAUUCAAUCCAUUCUUAUUAAAUGUAGUGAAAUCUAAUAUAGAUUUCCAAUUUAUCAUUGAUGAGUACUCAUGCGCUGAGUUUGUCGUUGAAUAUAUGAAUAAGAUAAAUGGAGGUGUAAGCGAUUUACAAAGAAAAAUUAUUGAAACUAUGAACGAGCAUCCAGAAUUUGGUAUAGUUGAAGCAACUAAACAUAUUGGUGUCAAUAUUUUAGAUCAAACGGAAAUAACAAGUCAAGAAGCUGCAUGGUACUUACUGCGUGAACCAAUGUCGAGAAGUUCGGCUGACAUUGUAUAUAUUCCUACGGUAUGGCCUAUUGAGCGACAAAAAAUCAGAAAGACAAUGAAAGUAUUGACAGAUUUGGAAGAUGGUGACACAGAUAUUUGGAAGGAAAAUUGGUUUGAAAAGUACGAAAAAAGACCACAUCAUUUGGAAGAUGUUACUUUGGCGCAAUUUGUAUCAAAUUAUUAUAAAAACACCAAAAGAGAAUAUGUUCGGCGAAGGGAGCCAAGAAUUAUACAUUAUAAAAAUUAUGACAUGGAAAAUGAUUUUAAUGAAUACCAAAGAGAAAUGGUCACGUUACACAUACCAUUUCGUCAUGAAGAGUCGGAAGUGUUAUCAGAAAUGAAAUUUAUUAAGAUAUACGAAGAUAAUGUGGACAGAAUAGUGCAAAAUCGACAAGAAUUUGAAUCAAACAUAGAUAUAUUAAAAACCAUUCAGGAAUUAUCUCGUCCGCAGUAUUCAUUGUAUAAUACACAUUACAGUGCUCAUCUACAGAUGAAAAAUCAACUCUUUGACAAUAAUUUUGGUCAUGCCUGUGAUAUUUGUGAUAGAUUGUUCUUCAAAAUUGACUUAAAAGUAUUAAAAAACGACAAUGGAACCCAUAAUAUUCACUUCAUUAGAACACUUCUUACAAAUGAUAUAUCAGCAAUUAGUGUAUGUAAAUCUUGUUUUCCGUUAAUCAAACAAAACAGAGUUCCUAUUUUCUCAGUGUAUAAUGGAUUUAAAUAUCCAGAUUUUCCAGAAAACUUAAUAAAUGUGCCAUUAGAUUUAGUUUUAGAAAGGCUCAUUUCGCCAAGGACACCUUUCAUGCAGAUUAGGAGACUCAGACGUAUUAAUGGACAAAAUGAAAUAUACGGACAAGUUAUCAAUAUACCUAUAGACGUUAAUACAAUGAUUAAUAAGUUACCAAGAAAUGUAGAUGAUUAUCACAGUGUAACCGUUCACAUUGAAAGGAAAAAAACUUAUAAACUAAGCUACCUUUGUGGAAUAGUUAAUAAAAGGGCAUUGAAAAGUUGGUUAUCGUAUUUGAUAAAAACACCUCUUUAUGAAGUUAACAAGAUAACUAUUGAUGAAACAUUUUUUGAAGGUAUUGAUUCUAUAACUGAAAAAGACAUUGAAGUUUUUGAAAACAUUCCUAUUGAAGAAAGUUUAGUAGCACAACAGCAAACAUUAAUGUGGAAUGAUGGAGAAUGUAAUGUUCCAAUCAGUCUUUUACUUAAUGAACAUGCAGAAGAAUUGUCUUUCCCUGCAAUUUACUUAGGGCAAUUUCGUAAAUUUCGAGAUGGUAUUGUAGUUACACCAUUUAUGAUGGCAGCUAGCGAAAUUAGACGAUCUGAUAGGCGGGGAGUUACACCUCAACACUUAUUAUAUAUGGCAAUGAAAUUAAUGAGAAUAAGAAUGAUUGAUUCACUCAAAGAUGCUGGCAUUCCAAAUUGGCAAAUACAACUUCCGAAUUAUCUACAAGAUAGCACUGAGCAUAAGUUAGCUUUGUUACGUUCAAUUCCAAAUUCAACUUGGUAUUGGCUAGAAAAAACAAAAGAUCUGUUCGCAAUGAUUAGACAACUAGGUAAACCAACAGUAUUUUUUACUAUAAGCGCUAAUGAAACAAGAUGGCCAGAUUUAUUACAAAUUCUAUACAAAUUGAAAAAUAAGAUAGAUAUUACUAUCGAAUAUGCAGAGAAAUUAGACUAUAUGACAAAAUGCUCUCUAGUCAAUGAGGACUCAGUUACUUGUGCAAUUUACUUUAGUAAAUUGGUUAACGUUAUUUUGAAUGUUUUGCAAUCGGAAAGAUGUAGUCCUUUUAAAAAGUUCCGAGUGUUACAUUACUUCAAAAGGAUUGAAUUUCAGGAUAGUGGAACUCCUCAAGCUCAUGUUUUAGCUUGGCUUGACAAUGCUCCCGAAGGAGACUAUAACAGUGUAAUAGAAAUUAUAGAUUCACUAAUAUCAGUAAAAAGUUCAGAAGCUUCUGGUAACAUAAAAUUACAAACUCAUAAACAUACUUCUAGGUGUUUCAAACAAACUACUUCAAACAAAGCUCAAAAAUGUAGAUUUGAUGCUCCUUUCAUGCCUUUUAAAAACACCAUUAUCUUAACACCGAUGGAAGAUAGUGAAAAUGGAUUUGAAUAUUAUAAAAAAAAGUAUGCUGAAAUAAGAAAAAACUUAGAGAGUACAAAUUAUAAUGGUAUGAAUGAUUUUUACCAAAAAAAUUGUAUCUUGACAGAUGAAGAAUACAUAAAAAUUAUACGAGCAGGUAUCAAUCGACCAAGAGUUUUUUUGAAACGUGAACCAAGUGAAAAGUGGCACAAUCCAUUCAAUCCUUUCUUAUUAAAUGUAGUGAAAUCAAACAUAGAUUUCCAAUUUAUUACUGAUGAAUAUUCAUGCGCUGAGUUUAUCGUUGAAUAUAUCAAUAAGACAAAUAGAGGUGUAAGCGAUUUACAAAGAAAAAUUAUUGAAACUAUGAACGAACAUCCAGAAUUUGAUAUAGCUGAAGCAACUAAAAACAUUGGUGUCAAUAUUUUAAAUCAAAUGGAAAUAACAAGUCAAGAAGCUGCUUGGUACUUACUGCGUGAACCAAUGUCAAAAACUUCGGCGGACGUUGUAUAUAUUCCUACGGUAUAUCCUACUGCACGACAAAGAAUCAAAAAGACAAUGAAAGUAUUGAGUGAUUUGGAAGAUAGUGGCACAGAUCUUUGGAAGGAAAAUUGGUUUGAAAAGUACGAAAAAAGACCGGAUUUUUUGGAAGAUGUUACUUUGGCACAAUUUGUGUCAAACAAAUUUGGCACGUAUUAUAAAACCACCAAAGGAGAAUAUUUUCGACGUGAGCCAGGAAUUAUACGUUAUAGAAACUAUGACAUGGCAGAUGAUUUCAAUGAAUUCCGAAGAGAAAUGGUGACGUUACACAUUCCAUUUCGUAACGAAGAGUCUGAAAUUUUAUCAGACAUGAAAUUUAUUAAGAUAUACGAAGAUAAUGAAGACAUAAUACUACAAAAUCGAAAAGAAUUUGAAUCAAAAAUAGAUAUAGCAAAAACCAUUCAGAUUUAUUGUGAUUUAUGCCGUGAAGAAACCCCAUGUGAUGAGGAUGUUAAUUCAUUUGAAAAGAUGUACAAUGACCCAGAUAUAAACGAUGAUCUGAGUGUUGCAAUUCUUGAUAAACUUGUUCCUGUAAUAAAGAAAGAAGAAUAUAUCUGAAGACUUGCAUACAAAUGAACAGAUCUCACCACGACGAACUCAUCAAGAAAAAAUAUACAUGAUAAUGGAUGUAAAAUUUGAAACCUGGAAUGUGCAAACCCUCUAAAAGACAGGAUUUAUGAUUAGUUUGGCAGAAAAACGUAAAAAAAAAGAAAUUCGUAAAAAUAAGUUCGAACUAUAGGUACUUCUCCGAAAACGAAAUCAAACAAGGUGAAAAGAAGAAGUGUUAUUAGUAAACAAAAGACUGAAAAUCCGUUAUCGAAUUUACACCAAUAUCAGACAGAAUUUGCAUCAUGAGACUAAAAGGUAAACUGCAUAACGUGACAAUGGUUAAUGUAUAUGACUAUGAAUAUAAUGACUGAAAACUAUAAAUGUAAUGAGUCAAAAUUAUUAAAGAAAAGCAAUGGAACAAUAAAGAAGAAUGACACAAGGGAGGUCUGAAUUAAAGGACAUAGCCAGAGUGGCAAAGACCCAUCCAGGGAUAUUUUGCCAAAAGAAGAAGAAGACUAUUGCAACUUGAUGCGCAGAAUUCAAAAGACUUACUUACAUUAAAUCCUCUUGUAACUACAGUGGAACCCCGAUAAGUCGGCUCCCGAUAACCCGGAAGUCCGGCUAACCCGGACCGAUUUUUAUCAGACAAACAUUUCGUCAAUAAAAAUGUAUGUAAUAUAGUAUUUGAGAGAUAAUGGGUAUUUGUAUAAUUUGAACUACAUAUGCGAUAGUAAAGAUUCAUGGCACACGACGUUCAUUGUCGUGUUAUCGGAAACAACAGGGGCCUGUAGUAUCCUUUAUUUAUUUCAAACUGUCUUAGCAUUGUUUAAAAAAAAACUAAAAGACUAUUAAAAAAUUCUUUUUUAAACAAUGGUCUUAGUCUUCACUGCUAUUAAAUAACAUAACAUCGUUGCGAUUGAGACCGUAUUGUGUGUAGUAUAGUUAUCUGUAAGUAUACCGUAUUUUAUUAAUUUUUACCAUCUUCUCCGGCUAACCCGGAUUUUCGAUAACCCGGAUCGGCCGCGGUCCCGAUUAAUCCGAGUUAACGAGGUUCCACUGUAUUAGUAAAACAUUAAUGGAUUUAUGGAUAAUGGACACACAUUGAUCGUAAUGAUCUAUUGUAAAAAUUCAACUGUUUUAUUAUUGUCAGAAACCCAUAUGAGCAGUGAAGAACCUAUAGACAUUCCCAAUUUCAAUGGCGUUAAACAUUUAAAAAGAUAAGUUACAGUUGCUGGAGUGGUCAUUUACCAGAAUGCGAACGAUAUAUCCCAUAUUGUCAUUUCAUGUAUGGACAUUCAUUUAAGACAUACUCCAGGUUUAAGUAUGCAUACUUCUGAAAUAUAAACGAAUCAGAAGAUGGCCCCAAAUGAGAUGGGCAGAUGAUAUAAAGAAGUGGGUGAUUGUAGCGACAGACAUAGAAGAAUGGAAAAGGAUUGGGGAGACCUAUAUCCAAAGAUGGACCGAAGAAGGCUACUUAGAUAGAUAGACUUAUGAAAUAAGGGAAUAUAUUGUAUAGAUCAUUGUAAUAAUGAACAUGGACACACAAUGUUAGUGGUUUAUGUUUCACCAAGAAAAAAUAAUGUACGAGAAAUUGUUCAAUUUUUAAACAAAAACUUGUUGAUAUAUACUGAAGAAGAUUAUAUAAUACUUGGUGAAAAUUGGCACGCAAUGUUGGUGAUUUUGAGUGCUGAUUUUAUCACAAGCUUACUGAGGAUGCGUCAAAACCAUUAUAGUGGACUUUUUAAAAAAUAAAUUAGGUUUGAACGUGUCAAAUGAUAAAAUAGAAGAACUACAAGAUAUGGAACAAAUAUAUUGACGCAGUUUUCUGAAGAUAUUUACAAAAUUUUAUUUCCCAAGUUUUUGUUUGAUGUUUUAGUUAUGACAAGCCAAUAUAGUUUCACUUUUAGGGUAGAAUGGUAGUCAAAAUGAAGUAAUUAUAUCAGAAAUUGAUGAUAACGAUGAAAAUGUAAAUAAUCCAUAAAUUGUAUAUUAUAUUUAACAAGUUUUGUAUAAAUAAAUGAAGUGUAAAUAAAGAUUAUUAAAAUUUUGAAGAUAUUAAAUUUGUGAUUUUA
This is a messenger RNA of Diabrotica virgifera virgifera (western corn rootworm), 8481 nucleotides long. RefSeq lists its product as uncharacterized. The transcript has 2 exons. The record is from RefSeq and is a predicted model, not a curated record. Bases 197 to 6418 code for a protein of 2073 amino acids. Lineage: Eukaryota; Metazoa; Arthropoda; Insecta; Coleoptera; Chrysomelidae.